AUGGCAACAGAGAAGGAAGGAGGCAUUGUGAAGAAAGGCCACGAAGAAGGCCUAAAAUUCGCGGUAUCUCUUCUCGAACAAUUCGAACUCCCGGCAGGACUUCUUCCACUGGCGAAUGUGAUCGAAGUGGGAUUUGUCGAGAGCACGGGCUACAUGUGGAUUAUGCAGGAGAAGAAGAUUGAACAUAAGUUCAAGAUCAUCACCAAACUGGUUAGCUAUGACAGCGAGAUAGAUGGCUACAUCGAGAAGAAGAAGAUCAAGAAACUCAAGGGAGUGAAGGCUAGGGAGCUCUUGCUGUGGCCUCCGGUGAACCAGAUCACUGCGGAUGAUCCGCCAACCGGGAAGAUUCACUUCAAGAGCCUCGCCGGUAUCACCAAGACUUUCCCUGUUGAGGCUUUUGCUCUUGGCCAGUGA
This is a messenger RNA of Morus notabilis, 414 nucleotides long. RefSeq lists its product as uncharacterized. Lineage: Eukaryota; Viridiplantae; Streptophyta; Magnoliopsida; Rosales; Moraceae. The record is from RefSeq and is a predicted model, not a curated record. The transcript has a single exon. Bases 1 to 414 code for a protein of 137 amino acids.